Molecule: messenger RNA, 5893 nt
Organism: Brassica rapa (field mustard)
Lineage: Eukaryota; Viridiplantae; Streptophyta; Magnoliopsida; Brassicales; Brassicaceae
Product: probable protein phosphatase 2C 39
Biological process (GO): protein dephosphorylation
Molecular function (GO): protein serine/threonine phosphatase activity
Source: RefSeq, a predicted model, not a curated record
ACUGGUACCAGACGACUUACACUUCAGUCGUCCAGACGACUUUCAACAUCUCAGACGACUCAGACGAUUUACUGGGGAUAUAUUCGUAAAAAUGGCUUCUGUUUUUUUGUUUGGUCACAAAGGGCUUAGCUGUAAUUUCACUAGGUUUUUAGGUUAGUUUUGCAUUUGAUUCAAGUUUGGGUAUAGGUUUGGGAUUAAAAUCAAGUUGUGGGUUACUUUUGGUAAAAACCCCUUAUUGUUUUAUACUCCUAUCUGUUAAGAGUAAUGAUAAGCGUUGCUUUCGAAUAUGGGUUGGUGUAAGUCUGUAAGAUGAAACGAGGUUAGGAAAAUAGUAAUGGUUGUGGGUUGGGAUAAAACGGCGACGUAGGAGCGGGUGUGGGAGAAAGCGGCUUCAUAAUGAGAGGUAGAGAAGAUAGGUUUGAUUGGAUUCUUGUCCCCAACUCCGCAAUCAAAAAGGGUAAAGAAACUAUCUCAUCGUGAUUCCCGUGUAGAUCCAAUGGUUAGAUUCAACUCUUUAUCCACGUGGAUGGAUCUGAACAUUUUGGAGUAUUAAUUAUAGAAAAAAUAAAGAGUGAGGCGGCACCGACGGUGAGGCAGCGCAAGUAAUCCUUUUCAAAAGACUGAAUCAGUGACGAUGGUGCCCACAUUUCUUCUUUUCUUUAAUAUUGAUGAAAAGUUAUCAGUAGCGAGCAAAAGAAAAAAUGUAAAAAUUUCUUUUUCUGAUACGUAGAACUACUCAACUAGUAUUGUACGAACAAAUUCAUACAAAGUGUUUUAAACUUAAAAUCCUCAGUUUUUACAACCGUUUCUUUUUUGAUAAACAUUUACAACCGUAUCUAAGACAAUGAUUUUUUUAACUAUAAAAAAUGAAAUUAUAUUAGUACGAUAUGAUUUGCUAAUGUAGUAAUUUCACAAGUGAUAACCAGACGGAAUGAUUAUUGGACAGUAGAUAAGAGAGUAUUAGGGCCGGCGCGCGUGAAAGAGGCAUGAGAUGUAAGUUCUCUGUUGACGAGGUUUAUGUCGGGAUUCUUGGUUGUCUUCACAUGCAUCUCCACCGUCCGAUAAAGUUUGAUAUUCAUUGUCUUUUUUUUUAGUAAUUGUUUUCUACUGUAUUUUAUUUCUCACCCAUACAUUAGUUUACGUGAAUACACCAUAAAUUUUUUUUUUUACAUUUUGGUCCCUCAUUUGAUUAUCUUACUAUCCCCACUCUCUUGAUUUUCCAUAUAGAACUACAAUUUUUUUUUCUUAAUUCGUGCUUGAUUUUGGAAAAAAUGGUAAGAUGUAUAUACAUCGUUAUGAACCAUAUAAAGCGAUGUUGUUUACACUCUCUUCAAAAAUAACGAUUUUCUGCAAUUUGUUUUAAAAAAACAUAUAAAGCGGAAAUAUUAUAAAUUUAUACUUAUAUUAGAAUAAACAAGAUACAUGUUAGUUGCAGAUACGGCUAUCAGGAUCACAUCACAAUUAUUAAAGAGCUAGAAAUAUAUAUACGUAUUAAAAUAUUAUUAUAGUGGGAAUAAUUCAUUUAAAGGUUAAAGACACGUGUGAAACAAGAUUAACUGCGGCGGCCGCUUUACAUGGGCUAGGACCCACACGCUUCAUAGUAAGGUCAUCCAGAAUCUCAAUCCCAACCAACCAGAUUUUUUCCCUCCUUUUUCUUCUCACCAGAUGCCAAGUCGGCCAUUUACACCACACUUACUAUUCAUAUUAUUGCUUUGUUCACUCCCUCUCUUUUUGACAUUUACAACCACAGUACCAUAAUUAAUAUUUAAAACUAACACAACCACUUAUGGUACACUGCAUUAACCAAACUCCCAAGAAAAUUAACUGCAGACCCAACAAGUACAGUUUCAAAAUUAGUUUCAAGUAAGUAACAUCAAUAACCGGAGUAACUAACAUUAGUUAAAGCUUUUGUAAGUUAGGCUUUCUUCGAUAAAAAUAAAAAAAAAUAUAGAAAUUAAGUUUGUAGAAAAAUAUAGAAAUUAAGUUAUAUUCCCUCUGUUUUUUAAUAUAAGUCGUUUUAGAGAAACUUUUAUAUUUUAAAUUAUAUGAUAUUUUCGGUUUUUUAUGUAAAAUUUAUUAACACUUAAUGUUAUAUGACUAAUGAUAAUAUACUUUUUAUUUUAUUAUUAGUUGAUUUGUGGUUAGAUAAAUAAUUAGUAAAGUUUUGUUUAUAAAAUAUAAAAAGUUAAUGAUUUCUUAAUCUAUGUGUACAAUUCUAAAAUGGUUUAUAUUAAAAAAACAGAGGGAGUAUGGUCUUUUUAGCUCCAUAUAGCUUUUUGGGUUGUUGUCUUGCUGGUUAAUUAUUCAUUUCUUCUGCUAUCUCUUGAGUAUUUUCACUGUUAUACUAGUCAAAUAGCUUGAGUUAUAUGGUAUCUUCAUUAAAUUAAGUCUCGACGCAAUUUGGAGGUAUAUGGUGUCUUCAUUAAAUCAAGUCUCAAUGCAAUUGUGGCAAAAUAUCACUAAUAAAAAGGUAGGGGUUGGAAGGAAGAAGAAUAGAAUACACGGGUGAGUAAAUUUUGUUAAAAAGUUUCAACCAAUGCUAAGCUGCCACGGUAGUUGCUUCACCUGGACACAUGUUACCUAUAAUGGAGACAGGUGGCGCUUUAAACUGUCGUAACGUGACAGACAGUCACAAUAGAAGAUGGUUGCGUCGGCUGAGUGCGCUGAUAUUCCCACGUGUGGCCGCGCGCGAAGUAGGACCUACCGGGUCCAAUUGCUAUGUUGACGCGGCGCGUGAGACACGUGUUGGUGUCGUGGUUAGUACAAAACACCUUAUUGGAACUCUACAAAAAUACGAGGACCACUUAUUCCAUUGCGUUGCGUAUUUAUUUAUAUUCAUACUGUAAACACACAUUCGUGUCUCCUUUCAUUUAUUUAUUUAUUUUUUCAUUAAUGUGGGUUGUGGGAGGUCACCGCUACCGUUAAAGUGUCGUUAGGUCAGCUGAACUGUCGUCUUUCAUUGAAAUUUCAAGGAAAGCUUAUUGGGCUUCACGUGUCCGUUUCGACAUUUACAAUCACGCCGUCAACUCCAUUUCAUUUAUUUUAAUAUAAAUAGAAUUACGUAAAUAGUGUUUUUGAACUUUUUUCUUUUUCAUAAUAUUAUUAAAAGAAGAAAAUUAGUGGAGACCAGAAUUUCUCUCUCUCCUUUUGGAGAUGAGAUGAAGCUUUCAUCGAUGCUCUACCAGAGCUUUGAUUAUCUUUCUUUAGGUUUGAUUCUGAGAAACUUUGGAUCUUCAGGCUUCGCCGACUUAGUUUCCGGAAGAAGAUAACUUCUCUAACAUUUUUUUCGCCGGCUCUAUUCCCACGUCGUACUAUCCUCUCAUUGAUGGCGGUUCUGUCUAUGGGUUCUUGAGUGGUGACUCGGCUUGAUUUCAUGUUUUGAUGGCUUGAUGUGACGGAUGAGAUUUCGAUUUGUUCGAUUGAUGCUUUCCGAUGAUCUGAAAUCAAGGGAUAAUGGUGUAUGAAAGUUGAGUGAAUGAUUUUAACCGUUUGGAUGGAGGUUUUGUUUCUGGAUGAGGUCUUGAUUUCUCGUCUGAUACUCUCCGGUGAUAACAUGCAAAGCUGAUGAAGUGGUGAGUUUGGGUAAGUGCUUUCUCCCAGUGUGAUCCGGUGAGGCGCCGUUCGGUUUCCGGCAAAGUCCGGUGAAACGCCGUCCAGUCUCCGACAUGAUUAUCUUUCUGACGCGUGUCGUGCUUCGCUGUUGAGGUUUUCGACACGUCUUUAUUCGGCGUGACAUGUGUGUCGCAUCUCACGUUUUUUGAGAUUGGGUCUCUUGUUGGUCUGUUUCAAGUUUGGACCAGUGUUAGGCCAUUAUGUUUAAUUUUUUGGGUUUUAUGUUUGUAACUAGAUUUCCUUCUUUUAAUAAUAUUACCAGUGUUUUUGAACUUCUAAUUGCUUUGUCCAUAUAUAUAUAUAUAUAUAUAUAUAUAUUUUUUAUAUAUAUUACUUGUAUAGUUUCCUUUUUGAUAGCUGUUCUGUUAAAAAAAAAGUUUCCUGUUUGAUACUGAUCUUUUGGUGGUUGCACAUCGGUAUAGUAUAAACCGAUAUCUGGUUUCUUUUGGUUUUGGUUUAAGGCAUCUGGUUGGUCUAAUUGAUUCAUGUAUAUAAACCAGGCCAAUUGUACAUUUGAUUAAUCAGCGAGAAUUAAUUCAUUUACUCAUAUAGAAUCAUAUAUAUAGACUUGAUAGUUGAUACUGUAUAACGCGAACCUCUCCAAGAAAGCAAAACGCAAACUAAGUAUAUUUGUAAACAUGAACAUAUUACUACGUUUUAUUCGUGUUGUUUUGAAAGCAUCAGCAAAGAACCGACCCAUAUCCAGCCUGAGUUAAAAGCAUUAAAAGAAAGUCUAGUUGAGCCCAUUUAACUGCCCAUGUAAAGAGAAUCAUGCAACAGAAACAUUUUCGGCCGUUCAUUAUUUGUUACAUGUUUAGCAAAAAAGAAAAAAAAAAGUCAAAGGUGGUGCUAAAACGUCAGUCAUAGCCGCAAAGAAAGCGGCGGUGGAAGCUGACAUGCAACUUAUGACGUUCGUGUCAUCUUACCCGACACUCUCUCGCUCUCUAGAAACAAGAUAAUGUCACAUGCAUUUACGCUUGUGUUCUUUUAUUACAUCAACAUAUUACAUUUACAAUCGAGUUCUCAUCUUCGAACCAUGACGGGUAAGGAAGUUCUCCACAAGAUGAAGGAAACCGUCAAGGAGAAAGUUGGGCUUGGUUCGUCAGCAGAUUCAGGGAAGGGCAAGAGCAAGAUGUCGAAGCAGAUCACACACGGUUUCCACUUGUUGAAAGGGAAAGCACUCCACGAGAUGGAGGAUUACGUGGUUGCCAAGUUUAAAGAAGUCGAUGACAAUGAGCUUGGCCUCUUUGCUAUCUUCGAUGGCCAUCUCAGCCACGAGAUUCCUGACUACUUGUGCUCCCAUUUGUUUGACAACAUCUUGAAAGAGCCAAAUUUCUGGCAAGAACCCGAGAAAGCGAUAAAGAAAGCUUAUUACAUAACGGACACUAAGAUUCUAGACAAGGCUACUGACUUGGGGAAAGGAGGUUCCACUGCUGUGACUGCUAUAUUAAUCAACUGUCAGAAGCUGGUGGUUGCUAACGUUGGAGACUCUCGAGCUGUUAUUUGUAAAAGUGGUGUUGCCAAGCCACUCUCUGUGGAUCAUGAACCUAACAUGGAGAAGGAUGAAGUAGAGAGCAGAGGAGGAUUCGUUUCAAACUUUCCAGGGGAUGUUCCUAGAGUUGAUGGUCAACUGGCUGUGACAAGGGCCUUUGGUGAUAAGAGUUUGAAGAUGCAUUUGAGUUCUGAACCAUAUGUUACGAUGGAAGUCGUUGAUGAUGAUGCAGAGUUUCUUAUCCUAGCUAGUGAUGGACUUUGGAAGGUUAUGUCGAACCAAGAAGCGGUUGACUCGGUUAAGGGAAUAAAAGAUGCAAAGUCUGCAGCAAAGCGCCUUGCAGAGGAAGCUGUUGCAAGAAAAAGCUCAGAUGAUAUCUCAGUGGUGGUCGUGAGAUUUCAGUGAGCUCAGUUAACGGAGAGAAGAAGAGAGACCUCUGCAGAUUCCAUUGUUCAUAAGUCUUACUGGUCACUGAAACAAGUAAAGAGUCUUUCAGUUUGGACCAGCUAAAGAAUCAGAAAAUGAAACAAAGCAUUGGCAUUUCCUCUGUAAGAUGCAAUCGUCACCACUUCUAUUUGCUCUUCUACUUUUUCUUUCUUUCUAUUCCAACCUAUUUGUCUGUUUGUGGGAAUAAAAUAAACAGUCCAAGCUUUCUCUGCUACAUUUUUAACUAUACAUUACAACAGUUUAUGAAAGAUAUAUAGUUAUAAGUAGUGGCUACUGAAAGAGACAAGAUAUAAAAGGUUUCAUAAGCAAAACUGUACUUUCCCUCCUUUUCUCACAUCUCCC